UGGUGGCGGGCGGCCAUUCGGAGGCGGGAGCGGCGGCCGCCGCCAUGGUAAAGCGCAAGAGCUCGGAGGACGCGGAGCGGGAGUGCGGCCGCGGCAUCCCUCUGCCCAUCCAGACCUUCUUGUGGCGGCAGACCAGUGCAUUUCUGAGACCAAAGCUGGGAAAACAGUAUGAAGCCUCCUGUGUGUCCUUUGAGCGCGUAUUGGUGGAAAAUAAGUUACAUGGUCUCUCACCUGCACUUUCUGAAGCCAUCCAGAGCAUUACACGUUGGGAACUCGUACAGGCUGCCCUUCCACAUGUACUCCACUGCACAGCCACACUACUGUCAAACCGAAAUAAGCUUGGCCAUCAAGAUAAGCUUGGUGUUGCAGAGACCAAGCUUCUUCAUACACUGCACUGGAUGCUGUUGGAUGCUCCUUAUGAAUGCAGUAAUGAAACUACAGCUGCAUUCAGUGCUGGAGGAGGUGGAUCCAGUUGGUCUGGGAGCAGCAGUGCUUUUAUUCAUCAAGUGGAGAAUCAAGGAUCUCCAGGCCAGCCGAGGCAGUGCAGUGUAGCAGAGGAUGAAGAGCACCCCAGACCUAAGUUAUUCACAAAUUCAAUGGCCACAGUAGAACUGUUUGUCUUUUUGUUUGCACCUCUUGUCAACAGAAUUAAGGAAUCCGAUCUUACGUUUCGCCUGGCCAGUGGCCUUGUGAUUUGGCAACCUAUGUGGGAGCACAAGCAUCCAGAAGCUCCAGCAUUUACUGCUCUUGUAAAGCCUGUUAGAAAUAUUGUUACAGCUAAGAGAACUUCACCCUUAAACAACAGAGGAGUAUCUUGCGAUUUGGAUAAAGCAGGAACAACAGGUUUUCAGGUGGUUUGUGAAACCACUCAGUUGGAUUCUAUAACUCCAGAAGUCAGAUCGCAGAGCUCUCAACAAAAAAAUUCACCUGAAGCUGCAGCUGCUUCCAAGGACAAAAGAACCUCUGACUCCAGAACUUCAUUAACCUUUCCACUGAGUCAAAAGUCUCGGUAUGCCACCUAUUUUGACAUUGCAGUAUUGCGUUGUCUGCUGCAACCCCACUGGUCUGAAGAAGGUAUCCACUGGGCAUUGAUGUAUUACUUACAAAGACUUCGACAGAUUUUGGAGGAAAAGCCUGAUAGGCCAACUGAACCAGAGAUAAGCCACUUACCCAGACCACGCAGUAGUUCCAUGGUAGCAGCAGCUCCUUCUCUGGUUAACACCCAUAAAACACAGGAUCUUACUUUGAAAUGCAAUGAAGAGGAAAAGUCCCUGAGUUCUGAAACAUUUUCAAAGUUGUCAGUGACAAAUCUGAGAAGACAGGCUGUUCCAGACCUUUCAACUGAUCUAGGAAUGAACAUCUUCAAAAAGUUCAAGAGUCGUAAAGAGGACCGUGAACGCAAAGGCUCUAUCCCAUUCCAUCACCCAGGUAAAAAGAGGCAACGGCGAAUGGGAAUGCCUUUUCUUCUACAUGAAGAUCAUUUAGAUGUAUCACCAACACGAAGCACAUUCUCAUUUGGGAGUUUUUCUGGAACUGGAGAAGAAAGACGUGGUUUGGAUAGAGGAGGCUGGCAAGCUACGAUACUGGGAAAAUUCACCCGACGAGGCAGUUCAGAUACAGCAACAGAAAUGGAAAGCAUGAGUGCUAAGCAUUCUCAUUCUCAUCACACUUUGCUGAGUGAUAUACCUGAUCACUCUAACAGUCAUGGAGAUAACACCAUUAAAGAAGUGAGAUCACAGAUUUCCACAAUCACAGUAGCAACUUUCAACACCACUGUAGCCUCGUUCAACGUGGGAUAUUCUGAUUUCUUCAGUGAACAUAUGCGAAAACUAUAUAACCAAGUGGCUAUACCGGAAUUGCCCCAUGAGCCACUGGCGUGUGCCAACCUGCCCCGCAGUCUGACUGAUUCCUGUAUAAACUAUACUUGCCUCGAGGAAACAGAAAACAUGGAAGGAACUAACAAUUUUAUAAAGAAAAAUGGAAUGCUUGAUCUAACGGUCAUUUUGAAAGCUUUGUUUGUGGUGCUUAACCAUGAUAUCAGUUCUCGGAUAUGUGAUGUUGGCCUAAACAUUAUAGACUGCUUGUUGCAAUUGGAAGUAAUUCAAUUAGUGGAUAAGAAUUACAAAACUGAAGAAAAUAAGGAGAAUAAUAUAGGUGACAAAUGGCAGAAAGAAGCAGUCAAUCAGCGAGGAGCACCAGGAGGAUCAUCCAGUGCAUUUUUAGCUGCACCAGAGGAUGGAGAUGGAAGUGCAGGUGCAAGUGGUGGCGGAGGAGAUGAUGGAGACAAAAAGAGCAAAAGUCAAGAGGAAGAAGAUCUCCCAGGGAGCAUUCAUAAACUUACAUUAACAAUGCUCAUCAAAAUUGUAAAAUCUUUGGGAUGUGCAUAUGGUUGUGGUGAGGGCCACCGUGGUCUGUCAGGAGAUCGCCUCCGCCUUCAAGCUCAGAACUGCCUUACAAGAUUGUACAAACUUAGCAAAGUACAGUUUCGACAAACUCUGCGGGAGUAUGUAAUCAAGGAUUCAUUGAAUAACGUAGUGGAUUUUUUGCAUGCUUUGCUUGGGUUUUGUAUGGAACCAGUUACUGACAACAAAGCUGGGUUUGGAAAUAAUUUUACAACUGGUGACAGUAAAUCAGCUACACGAAAUAUGGAAGCAAUUAUUGUGAGCUGCAUGUUCAAACCUCUGAUCACCCGAUGUGCAUCCACUACACAUGAAUUACACAGUGCUGAGAAUCUGGGUCUUUACUGUGACAUUCGUCAGCUUGUUCAAUUCAUCAAAGAAGCUCAUGGGAAUGUGUUUCGAAGGGUAACACUUAGUGCUCUCCUAGAUAGUGCAGAAAAAGUGACACCUGGUAAGAAAGCUGAAGAAACUGAGGAAAAGAAGGUGUCAGUCAGCAAAAGGGCUGAUGGAGGGUCAACCACUGAGAAAGCACAAGCCUCAGCAGCACCAGAUGAAUGUCGUAGUGUUGUCUCCAGUCGUCCUCCUCAGACCCCAGAGCAUGACGAACAAAUUCCGGGAGCUCUUCUGGGUCGAAAAGACUUCUGGCGCAAAAUGUUUAAAUCACAAAGUGCUGCAAGUGAUACAAGCAGCCAAUCCGAGCAAGAUACUUCUGAAUGCACAACAGCUCAUUCUGGAACCACCACAGACAGGCGCUCACGUUCACGAUCCAGAAGAAUUUCCUUGAGGAAGAAGCUCAAACUUCCCAUAGGUAACUGGUUGAAGCGCUCUUCCUUGUCGGGAUUAACAGAUGGCGUUGAGGACCUUUUGGACAUAAGCUCUGUUGACAGACUAUCCUUUAUACGUCAGAAUUCAAAGGUGAAAUUUAAUAGUGCGGUAAAACUGUCUGAAGGUGAGGGCCUGGAAGAUGGGCGAGAUGAAGAGGAGAACUUCUUCAAGCGACUUGGUAAAUGGCGUUCUGGUCGAAGGAAUCCAUCAAAGCUUCAUCAUCCAGAAGAGAAAGAUGGUUGUCGUAGUUUUGAGGAACACCUUGCAGCUAGUCAGGAAGGAAGCAAAAGUAAAAAUAUCUUGAACCUUGGAGCCAUUAGACAGGGCAUGAAACGAUUCCAAUUUCUUUUAAACUGCUGUGAACCUGGAACAAUCCCUGAUGCUUCAAUACUGGCUGCAGCCCUUGACCUGGAAGCACCAGUUGUAGCAAGGGCAGCACUAUUCCUAGAGUGUGCCCGGUUUGUACAUCGAUGCAACCGUGGAAACUGGCCAGAGUGGAUGAAAGGACACCAUGUCAGUAUAACUAAAAAGGGUUUGUCACGAGGAAGAUCACCCAUUGUUGGAAAUAAGCGUAAUCAGAAAUUACAGUGGAAAGCAGCAAAACUCUUCUGUCAGUGGGGUGAGGCUAUCGGGACCAGACUAAAUGAGCUGUGUCAUACGGAGAGUGAAAGCCCAGCAAACAUACUCGGUUUCAUUUAUGAUGAUGAGACCAAAAGACGUUUGAGGAAAGAAGAUGAAGAAGAAGAUUUCCUUGAUGACAAUACCGUUAAUCCCACCAAGUGUGGCUGUCCAUUUGCACUAAAGAUGGCAGCAUGCCAGCUUCUUCUAGAGAUCACAACAUUCCUUCGAGAAACUUUUCCUUGCUUGCCUCGACCACGUACUGAGCCUCUUGUUGAUUUGGAAAGCUGCAGACUUCGUCUUGAUCCUGAGUUAGAUCGCCAUAGAUAUGAACGUAAAAUCAGUUUUGCAGGAAUUAUUGAUGAUGAGCAAGAUUCAAAGGAUUCACCACACAGCAGCAGCCACACUCUUAAAUCAGACACAGCCUGUGAAGAGAAGAAAGGACCAGUUAGAAAAGCAAGACCUGGAGGUUCCCGUCUACUUCAGAUAAAGGGGGCGCGAAGUUUUCGAAUAAAGAAAGGUGGAUCUUUGUCAAGUAUACGUCGGGCAGGGAGUUUGAAGAGCACAAAACUUUCACGACAAGACUCUGAGUCAGAAAACGAAGAGCUUCUGUUGUCUCAAAGCCAUGACACUGUUACUGAUAUUGGUAGCCCCUGGAGUACUAGUGAACCUAGUAUUGAACCAGAACGAUUGAGCACAGGAGGGACAGAAGAAAAUUACCAUAGAAACAUGACAUGGUUACCGGUUAUGAUAUUGUUAAGCAGCCAACAAAGUUUCAUCUGUUGCCAUAUUGACUACUGCCACCCUUGCUGCUACCAGCAUCACAGCCGAUCUUGUGCUCGACUUGUGAGGGCAAUCAAACUCCUGUACGGAGACACUGUCGAUACAGUCCGCGAUGAUGAUUCUGCAAGUAAAAUAGGAUUGAGGCCCAAGAAAUCCAAAGAGUGCUCUGACAAGUCUUGCCUCCGUACACCUUUGAGAAAAAGGAUACCUGUCACAAGUCUGGAAGGGAAAAAGGAUUCUGGAAUGUUGAAAUAUAUUAGGACUCAGGUCAUGAGUCUGUCUCCAGCCCCACUGUCUUUGUUGAUUAAAGCUGCACCCAUACUGACCGAAGACAUGUAUGGUGACAUCCAGCCUGCAGCUUGGGAGCUUCUACUCAGUGUGGAUGAACACAUGGCUGCUGCAGCUGCUGCCAUGUUUCUGCUGUGUGCGGUAAAAGUUCCUGAUGCUGUAUCUGAUAUGGUAAUGUCUGAAUUUCACCAUCCAGAAGCAGUACAACGAAUCAAUGCUAUUGUGAAAUUUAACACGCUCUGGAGAUUCAGGUACCAGGUUUGGCCACGCAUGGAAGAAGGUGCACAACAGAUCUUUAAGAUUCCACCUCCAAGCAUAAACUUCACAUUACCUUCUCCAAUUUUGGGCAUGCCAUCUGUACCAAUGUUUGAUCCCCCUUGGGUUCCCCAGAGUACAGGACGUGUACAGGACCCAAUCAGUGAAGAUCAAUCUAAAUCCUUUUCAGCUCGUGCAGUUUCCCGAUCUCAUCAGCGAGCUGAGCAUAUUUUGAAGAACUUGCAGCAGGAAGAGGAGAAGAAGCGACUAGGUAGAGAAGCCAGCCUGAUCACAGCCAUUCCCAUCACACAAGAAGCGUGCUAUGAACCCAUUAACACUCCACCACCUGAACUGGAGGAGGAAGUGGAGGAUGCGACAAACCUAGCUUCCCGUCGGCUGUCAGUUAGUCCAUCCUGCACAUCCAGUACCUCCCAUAGAAAUUACUCAUUCCGCCGUGGCUCUGUGUGGUCAGUACGGUCAGCAGUCAGUGCUGAAGACGAAGAAGAUGCUACAGAAAACACUCCAACACAUCACGUACUGCAGCCUCCCCAAGCUGUAUUUCCUGCGUGCAUUUGUGCCACUGUGCUUCCAAUUGUUCAUCUCAUGGAGGAUGGAGAAGUACGAGAAGAUGGUGUGGCAGUGAGUGCAGUAGCACAACAGGUAUUGUGGAACUGUUUGAUUGAAGACCCUGCACUUGUUUUGCGCCAUUUUCUGGAGAAGCUCACCAUCAGUAACCGUCAGGAUGAACUGAUCUACAUGCUGCGAAAACUUCUGUUGAAUAUCGGAGAUAUGCCUGCUCAGACGUCUCAUAUACUCUUCAACUAUCUGGUUGGCCUGAUUAUGUAUUUUGUGCGCACUCCUUGUGAGUGGGGUAUGGAUGCAAUCUCAGCCACUGUCACCUUUCUAUGGGAGGUUGUGGUUUAUGUAGAAGGACUUUUCUUCAAAGACCUGAAACAGACGAUGAAAAAAGAACAGUGUGAGGUCAAAUUACUCGUCACAGCCUCGAUGCCAGGCACAAAGACUUUGGUUGUCCAUGGACAGAAUGAAUGUGAUAUUCCAACACAACUUCCUGUGCAUGAAGAUACACAAUUUGAAGCUGUUCUAAAGGAAUGUUUGGAAUUUUUUAACAUUCCUGAAGCUCAGUCGAACCAUUACUUUUUGAUGGAUAAACGCUGGAACCUAAUACAUUAUGCUAAAACUUACGUACGAGAUAUUUACCCAUUUCGGCGAUCAGUCUCACCACAGUUGAACCUUGUCCACAUGCCUCCUGCCAAAGGACAAGAACUAAUCCAAAAACAGGUGUUUACACGGAAACUGGAGGAGCUUGGGCGAGUGAUGUUUCUGAUGUCCCUUACUCAACACAUGCCAACUGUACACAAACAAUCCCAUGUAUCCUUGCUUCAAGAAGAUCUCCUCAGAUUACCAUCAUUCCCUCGCAAUGCAGUUGAUGCAGAAUUUUCCUUGUUUGCUGAUCAUCAAGGUAAAGAGCUAUUUGGACUUGAUACUCUUCAUAAGAGUAUGUGGAUCAAGCUAUUAGAAGAAAUGUUUUUGGGAAUGCCUAGUGAAUUUCCAUGGGGCGAUGAGAUCAUGCUAUUCCUAAAUGUAUUUAAUGGGGCUUUAAUUCUUCAUCCAGAAGACAGUGCAUUGCUUCGACAAUACGCUGCUACAGCAAUCAAUACUGCAGUGCACUUCAAUCAUCUAUUUUCACUGAGCGGUUAUCAGUGGAUCCUUCCUUCCAUGCUUCAAGUCUAUGCAGAUUACGAAAGUAAUCCAUUGCUACGCCAAGCAAUUGAGUUUACAUGUCGACAGUUUUAUAUUUUGCAUCGAAAGCCCUUUAUCCUCCAGUUAUUUGCAAGUGUGGCACCAUUGCUGGAAUUCUCAGAUGUAACAAAUAAUGGAUCAUCCAAAGGUGUGUCUUCUCAAUGUCUGUUUGAUCUCUUGGUGUCCUUGGAGAGCGAUACACAAGAUAUAUUGGAUGUACUGGAAUUAGUAAAAGCUGAGAAGCCUCUAAAAUCACUAGAUUUCUGCUAUGGAAAUGAAGAUCUUGCCUUCUCCAUCAGUGAAGCUAUCAAGCUGUGUGUUACUGUAGUUGCAUAUGCUCCAGAAUCACUAAGAAGUCUUCAAAUGCUGAUGGUUCUAGAAGCUCUGGUACCUUGUUACCUGCAGAAACUAAAGAAACAAACCUUUGAAUUGGAGUUGGCGUCUGCAGCACGGGAUGAAAUCACUGCCAUCGCUUCACUUGCCACAUCUAUACAAGCUCUGUUAUACAGUGUUGAAUCUCUCACCCGGCCAAUGACGGCUCCUCAGAUGAGCAGGUCUGACCAGGGACACAGAGGAGCUCCAACAGCCAACCAUGCCAUGUCUGGAGGGGUCAACACAAGAGAUAACCUGCAUUUGUUAGAAGAGGGCCAGAGUCUUCCAACCGAAGAGCUGGAUGAACGUAUAGCAAGAGAGGAAUUCCGCAGACCUCGGGAGUCGCUCUUAAAUAUUUGCACCGAAUUCUUCAAGCACUGUGGUUCCAGGUUGAAAAUUCUGCAGAAUAUGGCUGGAGAGCCGAGGGUCACUGCUUUUGAACUUCUUGAUGUGAAGUCACAUAUGAGGUUGGCAGAAAUAGCACAUUCCCUUCUGAAGCUUGCACCAUAUGACACCCAAACCAUGGAGAGUCAUGGACUUCGAAGAUACAUCAUGGAAAUGCUUCCAAUCACUGAUUGGACUGCAGAAGCUGUGCGGCCAGCUCUCAUUUUAAUCUUAAAACGAUUAGAUCGAAUGUUCAAUAAGAUUCACAAGAUGCCAACCUUACGGCGCCAGGUGGAAUGGGAAGCUGCCAGCAGCUUAAUAGAAGGGAUUUGUUUAACUCUUCAAAGACAGCCAAUCAUUUCAUUCCUACCACAUCUUAGGUCAUUGAUUAAUGUCUGUGUUAAUUUGGUAAUGGGUGUCGUUGGACCAUCAAGUGUUGCUGAUGGUUUACCUCUUCUGCACUUGAGUCCAUACCUUUCUCCUCCACUACCCUUCAGCACAGCUGUCGUUAGGCUUGUUGCUUUACAAAUUCAGGCUUUGAAAGAAGAUUUCCCUUUAAGCCAUGUGAUUUCCCCAUUCACUAAUCAAGAAAGAAGGGAAGGGAUGCUUCUGAACCUUCUAAUACCAUUUGUGCUAACGGUUGGAACUGGAAGCAAAGAUAGCCCUAACUUGGAGCAGCUUGAGGUUUUCCUGCUGUUACAGACUGUAAUCAAUAUCCUUCUCCCACCACGAAUCAUCAGUACCUCCCGGAGCAAAAACUUCAUGCUAGAGAACUCUCCAGCACAUUGUUCAACUCCAGGGGAUACUGGGAAGGACCUGCGACGGGAAGGAUUAACAGAAUCAACAAGCCAGGCAGCUUACUUGGCACUAAAGGUGAUCCUUGUGUGCUUUGAACAUCAUUUGGGCAGUCAGUGGUACAAGCUCAGUUUACAAGUUAAAGAAAUGGCACUACGGAAGGUUGGAGGUCUUGCCAUGUGGGAUUUCAUAGACUUUAUAGUGAGAACAAGAAUCCCAAUCUUUAUUCUUCUGCGUCCUUUUAUCCAGUGCAAGCUGCUAAGUCAACCAGCAGAAAAUCACGAAGAAGUAACUGCUCGGCAUCACAUUAUAGACCAGCUGGAGCGCCGAUUUAUUCCAAGGCCACUCAGCAAGAGCUCACUUGUCGCUGAGUUUAACAGUGAAUUAAAAAUCUUGAAGGAAGCAGUACAUAGUGGAUCAGCAUACCAAGGCAAACCUUCCAUCAGCACUGUGGGAACUUCCACAUCAGCUUACCGCUUGAGUCUGGCCACCAUGUCUCGUUCAAACACGGGGACAGGCACUGUGUGGGAGCAGGACAGCCAACCUUCUCAUCAGGCCUCUCAGGACACACUAAGCAGGACUGAUGAGGAGGAUGGUGAAAAUGACACCGUAAGCAUGCCUAGUGUGGUUAGUGAACAAGAAGCAUAUCUGGCCAGCAGUAGUCGAGGACGCCGUCGAUUUUCCAGCCACGUCUCCACCAUGUCUGCUCCUCAGUCUGAUUCAGGAAUUAGAAUUUUGCCCAGCCACAGUGAACCUAAUGUCCUCGAUGAAUCCCAGGGACUGGCUGCUGAGAUUAACCUUUCUAGGGUUUCAAGUGUACAAAGUGAACCUGGUCAGCAGAAUCUUCUUAUCCAACAACCUUUGGGAAGGAAGAGAGGUCUAAGACAGCCUCGUCGUGCUCUCCUCUCGCGUCCCAAGUUACAGACUGAUGUAAGAGGACGACAGGGAGCCCGGUUGUCCACUACCAGACGAGGCAUCCAGCCAAAAGCUAAACCUCUAGAGCAAAAGAGAUCAGUUACCUUCACUGAAAUGGAACAGGAUAGCAUGGCUACUCAGCAACAGGCAACGAUUGCAGAAGGAAAGGAGAGUGCACCAGAGCAAACUGAGGGCAGUGUACUAGGGUAUGCUGCAGCACCAUCGCCAACCACCACUUCAUCUGUUUCAGCAGCACAACUUGCAUGCCCUUCAAAUCAAGAUCCAGGCAUUCUUGACAGCAGCCAGGUGAAGCCAACAUUUUCAGAGAGUGCAUACAAAGAUUAUAACACAGGAAACAUGGUGCUGGAACAGACACAGCUAGCGGAGCAGGUCUCGGUCCCUCACAGUGAAGAUAUUGGAGGUCUUGAAGUAAGCAAUUUACCUGAAUGUGCAGGAACUGCCCUGUAUAUCAGUGAAGAGAAUGGAACAGAAAAUCCUCUCCUUUCGGAUCCAUUGGUUUUGUCACAUGUUGAACCUGGUGAGACUAAUGCAAAUGUGGAUGAAUCCCAUGUUUAAUGUAGUAUUCCCCUGGGACGGAGAGCUUCCUUAUAACUCAAGAUGCAUCAUUUUUUAAGUAAAUGUUACAAUCAGUAAUAUGUUUCAUUUGUUGGCUAGUUGACUAGUUUUGUGUAAACUGUUUUAUUGUCUAGAUCUAUUAAUAAGUGUAUUUAUUCUUGACGUUUCAAGAUAACUGGUCAAAGUCAAAAACGUAGGUGAAAAUAUCAGCUGCCAGAAACCUAACUUGGUGAGUUUCAUUCUCAUGAUUUAUUUGGCAGUUUACAGAAUUUAUUGAUCCAAGGCAACUGUAUAACAAUGUGCCAUCAUAUGAAUAGUGGAAUGAACUAUUCAUUAAAACUCCAAAGCUGGCAGGUCAAUUAUCAGUCCUACAUGUAUUGCUUUGAUGAAGUCUGAUAUAUAGGUCUGUAUGUCUCGAGUCUUGAUGUUCUGUCAUUGUAAAAGAGCAGCUCUGAAAACAUAUUAUUGCCUUAUGAAUGUAUUGUACUACAGAAGUGAACUAGUUUUAUGUCAAUCAGCUUGUAGAGUCAGAUUAUUUAAUAUACAUACAUGCAAUGAAGCCUAAGUUAUUUGUCUCCCUGAUGUGAUAACUUGUCAGAUUUUUUGCUAUCUCAAUCUAAUGCCAGUGACUAACAUAAGCUGUAUUUCUGUUUGUUAUUUGCAUUGUACUUGCUUUCUUUUUCUUCAUUACACUUGAUAAGACCAAAACUUGAAUACUUUUAAUGAUUUGUGAUUAUGGCGGACAUUUCAGUUGCAUAUUUCAGUGUUAAAGGUGACAUACGUGCCUAAAGUAGUAUGGGAGUAUUAAUCAACAAUGAAAUUAUUUAGUUCCAUUAGUCAUUUAAGUGAACUACCUAACCUGUAUAGAGGCAUCAGGUUGUGUAAAUCAUGUACUGAUUUUAGAUUCUAUGACUUAUAAUAUAUCCUUUCCAAAAUGUGAAGGUUAUUGAUUUCAUUAGAAUUGGAGCCAUUUCCCGUGUGGGCCAGCGAGACUUAACAGUAUGUUAUCAGGCAUAUUAUUUGGUACACAGAGUUAAUGAUGGAAUUAAUACGAAUUUGUUAUAUUGCUUGAGAAUCAAAGACUUCUGUCAUUUUGUGCUGAGGUGUAAUUUGCGAGGAUAAGCAACCAAGGUUUGGUUAUUGUUAAACCCAGUGUGACAAAAAUAAGGGGCUCAAUCCCUAUGUUCCUGAGGUGUUGCAUUUGGAAUCAUCUAUAUAUUACAGCACUUAACUUGAUGUUUAUCAUAACCAUAUGGCAAGUCCAAUAGGCAGAGUAGACAGAGACAGGUAGGAAGCAUAAGAGGGCUGGUAGGCUUAGCUGCAUUUAGUUUAAUGCAGGUAAGACAGAUGAGCUGAGAGCGUGGAUCAGUACAUAUUGUGGCAAUCAUGGAAACAUGUUUAAGGAUAGGGCAGGACUGGCAGCUCAGUAUUGGUAUUGAUUUAUUAUUGUCACCUGUACUGAGGUACUGUGAAAAACUUGUCUUGCAUACUUGUAUUUCGGGCUGUAGAAGUUUCAGGCAUGACAGAGGGGUGUACAAAAGGGGAGGGGCUGUUGCACUUCUGGUCAGGGAGAUGAUUGCAACAGUAUCAGGGAGGACAUCCUGGAGGGAUCGGCCAAUGAGGCUAUAUGGGUCGGAUCUAGACAUAAGAUAGGGCGAUCAUUUUGAUGUGGUUGUACUAAAGGGGCACCAGUAAACAGCAGGAAUUAGAAAAGCAGCCAUGUAGGCAAAUUGCAGUUUAAAAAUAAUAGCGUAGCAGUGGGAAAUCUUAACUUUCCCAGUAUUGACUGGGAAUGCCUCAAUGUAAGAGGCUUAAACGGGGUGGAGUUUGUAAAAUGCAUUGAAGAGAGGUUUUUAAAGCAGUAUGUAGAGAGUCCUAUCAGUGAAGGGGCGUUACUAGAUCUUGGGGAAUGAGGAUGGGCAAGUGAUGGAAGUGUCUGUGGAGGAACCCUUUGGAAACUGGAAUCUGAGUUCAGUAAGUUUCAAGGUAGUCAUAGAAAAAGACAAUGUUGAUCCUAGAGUUAGGUGUAGGGGAGCGCUGAUUUCAACAGAGUAAGACAGAACCUGGCAAAAGUAGA
This is a messenger RNA of Pristis pectinata (smalltooth sawfish), 12048 nucleotides long. RefSeq names its product protein unc-80 homolog. Gene Ontology annotation, cellular component: cation channel complex; axon. Gene Ontology annotation, biological process: monoatomic cation homeostasis. Gene Ontology annotation, molecular function: monoatomic cation channel activity. NCBI's taxonomy places the organism in Eukaryota, Metazoa, Chordata, Chondrichthyes, Rhinopristiformes, Pristidae. Bases 45 to 9971 code for a protein of 3308 amino acids. The transcript has 64 exons. The record is from RefSeq and is a predicted model, not a curated record.